AUGUCUACUAGUAAUGGAGACAAUAACUCAGAUAGUGAUUCAGAUAUGGAAGAACUUGAAGAAAUGGCACAUCAUAUGCUAAUAUGUAUGAAUAUUUAUGAAUAUUGGCAAUCAUAUGUUGAUAGGACUCCUUGCCAUAAUUCAGUUUUAUCGGGGCAUGAAUAUGUUCAAGAGUUGUUAAAUGGAAAUCCGGAUAGAAUAUAUGACUCAUUUCGCAUGGACAAACAUGUAUUUUUAAGGUUAUGUCAAACCCUUGAGACUUUAGAUCUUUUACACCAUGAUAGACAUGUGGGUAUUCAAGAAGCAGUUGGUAUUUUCUUAUUUAUAGUUUCUCAUAGUAUUCGAAUGCGAGUUGCGGCUGAGCGUUUUCAACGAUCUAAAGACACAAUUCACAGACAAUUUAAGCGUGUGUUGACAGCAUUAUGUGGAUUAUCACCACGUAUUAUACGCCCAAGUAGUAGAGGGGAAACACCGCCCGAAAUCUUGAAUAGCCCAAAGUAUUAUCCUUAUUUUGAGAAGUGUAUUGGUGCAAUUGACGGGACACAUGUUGCUGCUUGGGCACCAGCACAAAAACAAACCUCAUACCGUGGUAGAAAGGUUCUUAUUACUCAAAAUGUUAUGUGCGCAUGCUCUUUCGAUAUGAUGUUCACAUUUGUUUACACCGGAUGGGAAGGGACUGCAAAUGAUUCUAGAGUGUUCACAGAUGCAGUGUUGAGGCCAGAGAAUGAAUUUCCUUUUCCAGAGGAAGGAUAUUACUAUGUUGUGGAUGCUGGGUAUACAAAUAUGCCUGGAUUCUUGGCACCUUACCGAG
Messenger RNA from Prunus mume (Japanese apricot), 811 nucleotides. RefSeq lists its product as uncharacterized. Lineage: Eukaryota; Viridiplantae; Streptophyta; Magnoliopsida; Rosales; Rosaceae. The record is from RefSeq and is a predicted model, not a curated record.